GGAUUUUAAAAAUCGAUACAGAUUUACACAACACACUGCCGCAUUAUUCGCGUUUUAUAUAUGAGCAUUAUUUUAGUGAUACAAUUCUCACCUAUACCACCGCAAUAGCAAUGGCAAAUGAAUGCGGAGUGCUCCGUUUGCCGGUGGAUUACGAGUCCAUACGCUUCAAUGACUGGUCCAUCAGCUACGAGAAGUCGCACAUACUGAAGAGCAUGUGCCAUUUGGGCAGCGACAAGUGCUGCGACAAGGACGACGCCAAUCGCUGUGAUCUAUGCAAUUAUCAACAUUCACUGGAGCUGCCACAUCUGCCGGACAUGGUGUUCCACAAAAACAAACUGGUGCUCCAGCACAAAGAUGGCGCCAUUAUGGAAUUCAAGCCGAUGGACGCGCUGGCUCUCGUUGCCAACGGCAAACAGGCCGCCUUGGAGGUGGCCUGCGCUCAGGAGUGGCGCGAGACGCGCGCCGAGCAGAACAUGGAGCAGAAAUACAAGCCAUUUGACUGGACAUUUACAACAACAUAUCAGGGCACAUUAAAUGAUAAGUUUCGCUCCGAAUUGACAGACCAGACGCUCAACAAAAUGAAGCUAAUGCAGCGCGAAAAUAUUCUAUUCUAUCAUGAUCUCACACUCUAUGAGGAUGAGCUGCAUGAUCAUGGCAUUUCCGUGAUGAGCGUUCGUAUUCGCGUUAUGCCCUCCGGUUUCUUUGUGCUGCUGCGUCACUUUUUGCGCAUCGACGAUGUGCUCAUCCGGAUGCACGACACGCGCUUCCAUUGGGAGAUCGAGAAUGAUUACAUACUCAGGGAGUACAUACAUCGCGAGGCGCCCUGCUCGGAGCUACAGACUUCGACUAGCUUUUGGACGAAUCCCGAUGAAAUGCAAAAUUUUCUACCCGUAAAGACCAAGGAGCUGCACAAGUUAUACUUUAAAUAGUUCGAGUUUUUGGGCUUCCAUUUCGCUUCUUUUUUUUCAUUUCACUGCGUCGUCUGUUGCUUGUGUUUUUUUUUUUGUAUCACCUUUUUUGUAGUAGUAUUAACCUUCCAGAAGGCAUGUGGGCAUCAGCCGAUCCUUGUCAGCCAGUGUAUUGAAAGCAAAUUGAUUGUUAAAUGUUUAAGUUGAUAAAUUUUGUAGUAGCAACUGGUUUAGUGUUUAGCGUGUGUAAUUUAUUGCCACAAACAUUAAAAGCGAGCAUCCUGCGCAAAGGACACCGUAAAUACUAUAAUUGGCUAAAUAGCAUCUAUGAUAAUUUCGUAUAGUUGAUUUGCUUUUGGCCAGGUUUUGCUUAGGCGCCGCCCAGCAGCGCGGCCAGAGCGUGCUUGUAGUCGCCCGACGUUUCCGACUGCAAACAGAAAAACACAAAAAAAAAAAAAAAAAAAAAAAAA
Messenger RNA from Drosophila virilis, 1378 nucleotides. Its product is annotated as TIP41-like protein. The record is from RefSeq and is a predicted model, not a curated record. NCBI's taxonomy places the organism in Eukaryota, Metazoa, Arthropoda, Insecta, Diptera, Drosophilidae. Gene Ontology annotation, cellular component: cytosol. Gene Ontology annotation, biological process: TOR signaling.